AUGAAUAAAAGGAUUCGUACUCCUGUGAAGAGAAAAUUAGAAAUAAACAAUGAAGCAAGAAUAUGGGUGUCUAGGAAUUUUCAUUCUAUAGUUGUUGAAACGGAGGGAUAUGAGGCAUUAACAUUUGAUGAAAGAGAUGCAAGGAACCACAUUGAAAAUGCUAGAAGAUUGAGGCUUAGGGUAGGAGACGCCGAAUCAGUUGGAUUUUAUUUUCAUAGGAUGCAACAAGAAAAUUCAAACUUCUAUUCUGCAAUUGACUUUGAUGUAGAUGGUCGCAUACGAAACUUGUUUUGGGCAGAUGCAAGGAGUAGGGCGGCUUAUAAAGCAUUUGGGGAUGUUGUCUCAUUUGACACCACCUAUCUCACAAACAAGUAUGAUAUGCCGUUUGCUCUGUUUGUAGGAGUUAAUCACCAUGGACAGUCAAUAUUGUUUGGUUGUGGGCUAUUAUGUAAUGAGAACAUGGAGACAUUUGUUUGGCUAUUCAAAGAAUGGUUAAAUUGCAUGUCAGCCACUCCUCCAAAAGCUAUUAUUACUGACCAAUGCAGAGCCAUGCAAAAUGUCAUAGAAAUUGUCUUCCCACAGGCUCGACAUCGUUGGUGUUUAUGGUAUAUAAUGAAGAAAAUUCCUGAGAAAUUGAGAGGAUAUUCCCAAUAUGAAGCCAUCAAAUUCGCUUUACAAAAUAUAGUGUAUGAUUCUUUCAGAAAAGAUGAAUUUGAUGAGGAAUGGCAAACGAUGAUUGAAAAGUUUAGCCUCCAUGACAACGAGUGGUUGGGGUACAACAAUGCAUUGAGAAGUAAGGUUGAGAAAGAGACUAAAGCAGACUUCGAAUCUCGAAACAAAUUGUAUGAUAGUUUAACGGUGUAUGAGUUUGAGAAGCAGUUUCAUGCAACCUACACAAAUGCGAAAUUUAAAGAAGUUCAAAAUGAGGGAUCCAUUUGUACUUAUCAUGUCAAGGAAGCUGUGCUUGUGGGUGAGAAAAUGAAGAAAGUUGAAUUUCUUGUUUACUUUAAUUCAACUGAAUUUGAAAUGCUAUGUGUGUGUCGGUGGUUUGAGUUUAGGGGGAUCAUGUGUGCCCAUUCCCUUAGUGUGCUCAUUGAGAGGUGCAUAUAUGAGGUUACAGAUCAGUACAUUAUGCCGAGAUGGAGAAAAGAUUUGGAAAGAGGGUACACAUGUAUUCCAACAACAUACAUGAAAUCCGGGGCAGCCCUCAAUGCAAAGGUACAUGAUAACUACCACAAGACAUUGGAUGAAAUUAUAGAUAUUGCUUCCAACGAUGAUGGUAAACACAAAGCCAUUCAACUUGGGUUGAGAGAAAUCAAGGAAAGAGUAAGAAAAGAUGAAUCUGCUUGUGCGAGUAAUGUGCCACCUUCUAGUAGUACUGUCCCACCUUUUAGUACUAAUGUGCCACCUUCUAGUACUACUCACAAGGGUCGUAAGAUGGGUCAAUGUGAACCUCGUAAGUUGAAUUUCGGUUAUACAGACGGCAUGAAAGACAAUGCGUACGAUCUGGUUAUAUUUCAUUUUGAACAGGUUCUGUCAAGUUCUGUAUAUUUUGAACAGGUUAUAUUUGAUUCUAAACAGAUUCUGAAUAGGUUCUGUCAAGUUCUGUAUAUUUUGAACAGCAAAGCACCUCUUCUUAUUACGAUCGGAGCAAUCCAGAAUGACAGGUCUAUUAAGCAGCAGCUUCAUGUUUUGCCUCUGCAAUGUGUUGUAACAGUCAGUACAUACAAGGAAGUUAGCUUUUUAUGUGUGCUAUCUAAAAUGGUCGAGUUCGGAUUGCAAAUGGGAUUGGACUUUGAUCUUAGCACCGAGAUGACCGUGAAACAUAAAUGUCUAAAGAUUACAUUUUGUGCUGAAAGUUUGAAAUUGUCUCCAAUUUCCAGUGACAAGAGUGUAGCAGCUGGAAUUAUAAGAUUUACAAUGGCUACUGGUUCUAAAGUGGCUGUGAGAAUGGAUAUGUUGCAGAGGCAAUGA
Camellia sinensis is the source of this 1974-nucleotide messenger RNA. Lineage: Eukaryota; Viridiplantae; Streptophyta; Magnoliopsida; Ericales; Theaceae. The record is from RefSeq and is a predicted model, not a curated record.